Molecule: messenger RNA, 1390 nt
Organism: Ostrinia nubilalis (European corn borer)
Lineage: Eukaryota; Metazoa; Arthropoda; Insecta; Lepidoptera; Crambidae
Gene: Y-fb
Product: L-dopachrome tautomerase yellow-f-like
Exons: 9
Coding region: 1-1251 (416 amino acids)
Cellular component (GO): extracellular region
Source: RefSeq, a predicted model, not a curated record
AUGUACUGGUAUUAUUCUACAGUGUUUAAAGAGUUCGUGAUAAUUAUCUGCAAAUUGGCGUUUAAUGUUUUGGCGUGGAAGCAAAUUGGGUAUAAGAUUGGAGGUGUACAAUACAAAAAUAGCACAGAUUAUGAAUACAAGCCAGAUGCCAUACACUUUCAUGACGAAUUGGAAGAUUCUGAGAAGUUUUUCAUACAAAACAACAAUGUUCCCAUAGGAUUCGAAGUCUAUGGGGAUAGAGUGUUCAUCACCGUGCCUAGGAGACGAUAUGGAAUACCUUCGACUCUAAAUUACGUAGAAUUAAAGAGAGGAGGCAGUUCUCCCCUCCUCAAACCAUACCCUGAUGAUGAAAGCAUCAAGAAGUUCGUAUCUGUAUACAGACCGAGGGUAGACGCGUGUCACAGGCUGUGGAUGGUUGACACUGGCCAUUUGGAAGUCCCUGGGGUAAGAAAACAAAUUCAACCACCAGCCAUCAUCAUUUUCGAUCUCAGAACCAAUAAGGAGAUCUUGAGACAUGAACUGGACCCGUCCGUCAUAGUCAACGAAAGAACUUCGGCAGGAUUAACUUCCAUAGCAGUAGAUGUAGACCCGAAGGCUUGCUCGGAUGCCUUCGCCUACAUCAACGACUUAGCAACAGAAGGUGUGGUGGUGUUCUCCCUCAAAACUAAGGAGAGCUGGAGGAUGAGCCACCCUAGCUUUGUACACGAAGAGCAGGCUAUGAAUUUUACUGCUGCAGGACAUGUCAUCACCUGGAGGGAUGGCAUCUUCAGCAUCGCUCUCUCAUCACCUGAUGAUGAAGGAAAAAGGACAGCAUACUACCACCCCCUCGUGUCCACCAAGGAGUUCGCUGUGGAUACUGCUGUUUUGAAGAAUAAAGGGGAUUUGGAAGGUCACGUAAAGCUAGUAGGAGACCGGGGUGCGAACUCCCAGAGUGGAUCCCAUGACGUCCACCACGACACUGGUGUGAUGUUCUUCGCCAACGUCGCACAGGACGCCAUCUUGUGCUGGAAUGUCAAAGACGAGCUGUCACCAGAGACCGUGGCCAUUGCUUCACAGGACAGCGAGAAGUUGGCUUAUGUCUCAGAUCUGAAGGUAUCAGGCGAUGAGCUGUGGGUCCUGACCAAUCAAAUACCGAGGUUCAUCUUCAACACCCAGCACCAAGAUAAAGAUAAUUUCUUCAUCCAGAGAUACAAAAUACACGAAUUGAUCAGAGGAACUCCGUGCGAGAAAUCAAUGAAGAAGAAUUAUUAAUUAUGAAUUUUGACGAUUUAUUUAUAUUUUUAUUAUAAUUACUAAAAGUUGUGAUGUGUUAUUGAAUAAUAAUCUAAUAUAGGCUGAUAGUUUUUUUGAAUCUCUGUGACAUUUUAAUAAUUCUAAUUUAUAAAGAAAU